This is a messenger RNA of Cygnus atratus (black swan), 2818 nucleotides long. RefSeq names its product secreted frizzled related protein 1 (gene SFRP1). The coding region runs from base 1 to 936 and encodes 311 amino acids. Gene Ontology annotation, biological process: non-canonical Wnt signaling pathway; negative regulation of canonical Wnt signaling pathway; canonical Wnt signaling pathway. The record is from RefSeq and is a predicted model, not a curated record. Lineage: Eukaryota; Metazoa; Chordata; Aves; Anseriformes; Anatidae. Gene Ontology annotation, molecular function: Wnt-protein binding. The transcript has 3 exons.
AUGGGCAGGGUGCGGGGCGCCUGCGGGCCGGCCCUGCGGGCGCUGCUGUCCCUGGCUGCCGGGCUGCUGGCGUGCGGCGAGGGCAGCGAGUACGACUAUGUGAGCUACCAGUCCGACCUGGGGCCCUACCCGGGCGGGCGCUUCUACACCAAGCCCCACCAGUGCGUGGCCAUCCCGGCUGACCUGCGGCUCUGCCACAGUGUGGGCUACGACAAGAUGGUGCUGCCCAACCUGCUGGACCACGAGACCAUGGCCGAGGUGAAGCACCAGGCGAGCAGCUGGGUGCCACUGCUUAACAAGAACUGCCACAUGGGCACCCAGGUCUUCCUCUGCUCCCUCUUUGCCCCCGUCUGCCUGGACCGGCCGGUGUACCCGUGCCGCUGGCUCUGCGAGGCCGUGCGUGACUCCUGCGAGCCCGUCAUGCAGUUCUUCGGCUUCUUCUGGCCAGAGAUGCUCAAGUGCGACCAGUUUCCCCAGGACGACGUCUGCAUUGCCAUGACAGCUCCAAAUGCCACUGAGGUCUCCAGGCCCAAAGGAACGACUGUGUGUCCCCCUUGCGACAACGAGAUGAAGUCGGAAGCCAUUGUUGAGCACCUGUGUGCCAGCGAGUUUGCUCUUAAGAUGACCAUAAAGGAAGUGAAGAAGGAGAAUGGGGACAAGAUGAUCAUCCCACGGAAGAGAAAGGCGCUGAAGCUGGGACCCAUCAGGAAGAAGAACCUGAAGAAGCUGGUGCUGUUCCUGAAGAAUGGUGCCGACUGCCCAUGCCAUCAGCUGGACAACUUCGGCCACUACUUCCUGAUCAUGGGCCGCCAGGUGAAGACCCAGUACCUGCUGACGGCCAUCUACAAGUGGGACAAGAAGAACAAAGAGUUCAAGAAGUUCAUGAAGAAGAUGAAGUCACCAGAUUGCCCGACAUUUCCAUCCGUCUUCAAGUGAUGAAGCGGGUGGCGGGAGAGCUGCUGGCCCACGCCCUGGGCAUGGCGGUUCCAGCCUCGCUCCCUCUGCUGUGGGCACGCAGGGGCCGAGCCCCUCCUGUUCCUCCUCAUCCUUCUGAGCUUCCUCCCCAGGCCCCAGCCCUCCCGCAUUCCCCUGCCGGCAUUCUCCUGACUGCCAGAGCAUGCGAGUGUGAUGAGCGAGCACUGAGCUGUCUCUGAGGUCACAGACUAUUUGCAUCUGCAAUAGCCAAAGACCUAUUGCUGCAAGGAUAUGUAAAUUCCUUUAAAUAGCAGCUGUCAGGUAAAGAGGGCAGGCAGAGGGGUGUGAAGUUGUCAAUUGCAUGAUUGCAGAAAGGACACUUGUGACCGCUUUCCUCCUGUGUUCACGGCUGCAAGAGCACCCUGAGUUAAUUCCUGUUUGAACCAGAGCCAGCUUGUUAGAAAAACAUCCCAUCCUGACGAUAAAAGUUAAUAAAUGAGUGAUGGAGAAUCUGCCACAACCUCGGAUAAAACCUCCUAAUGGCUAAUUGCCCUCGCUGUAAAACAAACAAACAACAUUCUAGUCUAAAUUUGUUUGGUCUGGGCCUGAGCCCUGGCAUCCUCGUGGUGCCUUGGUCGGCUGGAUGGGAGAGGUCCCGGCCCUUGUGCCUCCCAGUGCCAACCCGCCAAGGCAGAGCCCCGUGCCCGGCUGGCCUCGUCCCUGUGGAAAUGUGUGCUGCUUGGUGGCCAGCCCCACUGCUGGCAGAGCCUGUGGCCAGCCCCUCCUUUUUGUGUCACUUGCUCACUUUACCAGUGAUAUUUUUAUGGUGUCUUCAGGCUGCUGGCCAAAUAUCGGAUUGCAGAAGGGCAAGGAUCGGUGCCCGUGGAGCACCGCAGGAAAUGCAUCAUCUCCACGUUUCCCUCCCUGCAGUCACCAUGGGACCUAUCGGUGUCUGGACUUCAGUCCAUUUGAUGUGUGACAACUUGGCUUUAUAUCAUUCUGUUUUUUUUUUUUCCUUAAUCAAAAUGUCACGUUAGCACGAGGUCAAGUCAUUUAUGAAAGACAAAGACUAUUGCAUCCAAAUGAUUACAUUUAUCGACCAAGCUGAAAUUCAUUAUUCCAUUAAUUGGACAAGUUCUCUUUCCCAUAGACCCAUAUUGCUCCACAUUAAUUAUGCUAUCCUGCUUCCAUUCAUUGUUCUCAUCAAUCAUGAUUGCUCUAAGAGAAUGAAUAUCUUGCAAUUUGAGAUAAUCCUGUUGCAUUGCAGUUAAGUGAAAUAACAAAAACUCAUUUUUGACGUUUAAACCAACCCUGCUCAAAGCUGGUGAAUUAAUUAUUUUCUAGCUCAGGAGUGCUGUUUAUUCCCUUUAUGGGGUUUGAGAUGUGGAUUUUACUGUAGAUAAAUUCCAUGAAUAAGCCAAGCACCCAGAUGAAUGAUGUUUCAAAACUACCAGAGAGCUGGAGUUAGGAUGUGAACUCUUUAGAAAAUCCCACAAAGUUGUCUUAGACCACCAUGUGUAGUAGUGUUGUUUCUUCGAUGCAAAGUUAAUCAUUGUAGACAAUGUACCUUAUCAGUGAAUUAAAACAAAAAACACACAAAAAACACACUAAGCUUUCGCACCACAGAUUGAUGAGGCGAACUGAUGGGGAAGGCGGACAAACGAAGCCUCAUCAGAAGGAGGCCGUGGCCUGCAGUUGGGACCCUUUGAGCUACCAGCACGGUUCUCUCGGUGCACCCGUGGCACCAGCCAGUUUCUUCCCGCAACUGAGUGAAAAUCAGCAGGACGGGAAUUGGUUCUGCAUCAGAGAGAGAUGCUUAAAGGUUUAGUUGGGCUGGGAUCUUCACACUCUCACCAGGCUGCUUGUAUGGGUCCCGCUGGCCACUUCUAGAAAAGUGGGCUUU